This is a messenger RNA of Spathaspora passalidarum NRRL Y-27907, 760 nucleotides long. Its product is annotated as E2 ubiquitin-conjugating protein. Gene Ontology annotation, molecular function: protein binding. The transcript has a single exon. The record is from RefSeq and is a predicted model, not a curated record. The coding region runs from base 52 to 720 and encodes 222 amino acids. NCBI's taxonomy places the organism in Eukaryota, Fungi, Ascomycota, Pichiomycetes, Serinales, Debaryomycetaceae.
ACACACAAGUAGCAACCAACAGUAUCUCUAUAUAUAUAUAUACAGGUGGAGAUGUCCCGUGUCAAGAGAAUUGCUAAGGAAUUAGAAGAGUGUCGUCAGGAUUCGCAAUCUGGGGUUAUUCUUAAGCUCAACAACGAGAAUGAUUUGACUCAUUUGACUGGAUAUUUCAAAGGACCUCCAGGAACGCCCUACCAGGGGGGAGUGUUUCAAGUAAACAUUGAUAUCCCCAACGAAUACCCGUUCAAGCCACCGCAGAUGAAGUUCACCACCAAGAUCUACCACCCUAAUAUCUCCAGUGUUACCGGUGCUAUCUGUCUUGACAUUUUGAAGGACGCAUGGACGCCAAUUUUGACAUUGAAGUCCAGUUUGAUCAGUUUGCAAAGUUUAUUGCAAAGUCCUGAGCCCAAUGACCCACAAGACGCCGAGGUGGCGAAGCACUAUUUGAGCAACAAGGCUGGGUUUGAAGAGACGGCUGCGUACUGGACGAAGUUGUAUGCCAGCCCUGAGGACGGGGGAGAGUUUGGCAGUGUGCAGGUGAGCGAUUCUGCGUUGUACGGCAUUGAUGAUGAGAUUGUGGGACAGUUUGAGAAUAUGGGAUUCCCUAGAGAUAAGACCAUUGAGGUGUUGAGAAGAAUGGGGGUCAAGAGUUUCAAGGGUGUAGGCAACAAGCCAGAAUUGGAAAAUAAGAUCUUGGAAGAGUUGUUGAAGGAGUGUCAAUAGGUUAGGUUAGUUUAGUUUAGUUAUAUAUCGUAUUGUCGUU